This is a messenger RNA of Poeciliopsis prolifica (blackstripe livebearer), 12339 nucleotides long. It is a transcript of the gene grik5, whose product is annotated as glutamate receptor, ionotropic, kainate 5. NCBI's taxonomy places the organism in Eukaryota, Metazoa, Chordata, Actinopteri, Cyprinodontiformes, Poeciliidae. The record is from RefSeq and is a predicted model, not a curated record. Gene Ontology annotation, molecular function: transmitter-gated monoatomic ion channel activity involved in regulation of postsynaptic membrane potential; kainate selective glutamate receptor activity. Gene Ontology annotation, biological process: modulation of chemical synaptic transmission; synaptic transmission, glutamatergic; monoatomic ion transport. Bases 2348 to 5563 code for a protein of 1071 amino acids. The transcript has 22 exons. Gene Ontology annotation, cellular component: plasma membrane; presynaptic membrane; kainate selective glutamate receptor complex.
UUGAGCAGAGGGAGUGCGUGACUGAGUGAACGCCGAAUCACAGCGAAGUCCACAGCCAGGCGGACGAACUGGACCUAAAUCAACAAAUGGAGACUGGAAAACUGGAUGGAUACUGCGUAUAAAGGAAGAAGUGUUUGCCUUAAUGUGUGUGUAUCUCUGCAUCAGAGCUGCAAGGAACCCAUGGGGAGGCGAGGGAAAAUAGCGGACAACUCAUUCGUCUCCCUUGGAAGCAGAGCUGUGAGCCAGAACAGAGUCAACCGUGGGACUCGCUGGGAUUUUGAAUAUAAUCUCAUGCCGGUGUGUGUGUGAGUCAGUGUGUGUAAGCUGAUAAUAGCAGCUCCAUUGGUAUUCAGCGGAGGGAGCUCCAGGAUCUCGCUGCGCCUUUUCCCCGGGAUGGGAUCACAGAGCAGGGAUUGUGCUUGCCUGAGGAGAGCCUGCUGAAAUGGGCCCAAAACCUGGGAGCGGUGGUCGCCGAAUGGGCAGCGUGGACACCAACAUGUUCCCUUCAGCAGCCAGCUUUCCACACCUGUCCAUCUCCAGCAUCUCCAGCAUCUCCAGCCGUCCGCUGCAGCCAACGCUGAGCCUGCAGAGUUGAGGUUGGGAUCGCCUGGAGCCGUCUGCAGGAAGCAGAGACAAACAGGCCUCGGAGGAGUCGACGUGCCACCAUCCAGUCAGUGCAUCAAGCAAUUAAGCUGCUUGAACUUCAUCUGAAAUGAAAUAUGAUGUGGUGAUGCUUGAGCAGCGGUACGGAGCUUUUGGACGUGUACGGAUUUAUUGGCCGGAUAUUUCGUCGAGAUUACGACACUUUUGGGGCGCAACUCAGUGCUGGGUCACUUUUUCCACAUAAGUUUGUGGGCAAAGGCGAGUAAUUGAAAAUCACCCCCCGGGAGGCCAGUUUUUAUUUUUGCUGUAUUUUUUUUUUCCAAAGGAGCAACUUCUCUACCUGAAAUUUUCUGUCCCUUCUUUCACAUCGAGGAGAAAUACAUUAUGAAGCAGCAGCAUUCUUCUUCAUCCUCUCUCAGUGACGGAGAGGGAAGAGGGACAGACUGUCCAGAAUAGAUAACGAAUAAGGAGACAGUCACUGAGCAAGGAAGGAGGAGGGGGGGAGCAGAAAACAGAAGGACAGGUGGAGAAAAUAACACGAGAGCAGACAGACAGAAGAGAGAGAGCGAGAGAAAUAAACAGAAUUAACUAGGAUUGUCCAGAGUCCCUUUUCAGACCUCCUGUAAUUCGUUUGGGGUGUUUUGGAGGGAAGUUAAUGCCAUGGGCGGGGGAGGGGUCAGGAUUUCAGCCAGAGGGGGGGCUUGAGUUCACCGUCUGGCCUGAAGCUGCUGUCUCUGCGUGUUGGUGUUUGAACUAAACCAUGGCCCGGUAAACAGACACCUGUAAGGACUGACAGAGAAGCUCUGAGACAGAGAGGAAGACAGCUACACAGCCGAAGUGUCAGGCAAAAAAAAGGCAGCAGACAUCCAGAGCUGGCAGAGCCGACGUUCUGCAUUUCAUUGUCAUUCCACUCAGUGUUUUUCAGAGGAGGUAAGAAGAAGCAAAGAGGAGCAUCCUCGUGUUUGUGGCUCCUUUAGGACCCAUCUAAGUCAGUACCGUUGCACUGAAAAAAGCCCAAUAUACAGCAAAGGGAGGGUUGUUACUAAAAAGGAAAUCCAGGUUGGAAAGAGAGAGAGGGUGGGAGGCAGACAGAAGCGGAGCGAGAGAGCAGGUGUCAGAAAUCCUCCCCUUCAUCUGCUUGUCAUUUACUCCUUUAUGCUCGCUCGUCGUUUGGCACAGGGAUUGAUUUUCUGACGCCGCCGUUACUCCUCCUAUGAGCCUUCUGCAGUCCCUGGGUGCAAGCAAGACAGAGGACAGCAGAAAAAGACCACAACCACAACAACAAAAAAGGGAAAAGAUGGAGCCUUUCUCAUUGACUGAUUUUUCACCCCCUGCUUUUCCAGUUUGUCGAGAUGGCCUCUUGUUAUUUCUUCUCUGAGUAAAGCGAAAGAAGAAAAACACCCACCAAAUCAAUCCCUCAUUCUGUUUGUACUCAAGAACUGAAUCUCCCCUCUCAUCGACUGUUCCUCUACAUGGAUUACCUUUUCCUCUGAGUUUCAAACACUGGCUUGCUCCAAAUUUUCUCCACACAUCCUCCCCUCCAGUGACAAACUAACUCCCCUGGCAGCAUCCGUGCCCCCUCACCCGCCAGCUGAGGUGCAGAAAGUCUGUGCUCUCGGAUCCUAGAGCCCCCGUUGACUCACCACUACAGCUAUAGUAUGGCACGGCCCCUCUGAAACUGUCUGAAUCAUUCUGUGUUGGUACAGGCAGCCAGCAGACCGUUCUCCAUGAGGAGCAGUAGAAGAUGCCGGCUCUGCCAGCACUGCUGCUGUCAAUACGCUUCCUCUCCUUCCUGCUAGUCACGAUGCCACCACUCUCCCUCAGUCAGGCCCCUCUGCUCUCCUCUGUCCGCAUGGCUGCCAUUCUGGAUGACCAGUCUGUGUGUGGGCGCGGGGAGCGGCUGGCGUUGGCCCUGGCCAGGGAGAACAUCAACAGCGUGAUAGAGGGUUCAGUGCAAGCCCGAGUGGAGGUGGACAUAUAUGAGCUGCAAAAAGACUCCCAGUAUGACACCACCGACACCAUGUGCCAGAUUCUACCCAAAGGCGUCGUCUCUGUGAUCGGUCCAGCCUCCAGCCCCGCCUCCGGCUCUACUGUCAGUCACAUAUGUGGGGAGAAAGAGAUCCCUCAUGUAAAAAUUGGUCCAGAGGAAACUCCCCGCCUGCCUUACCUGCGCUUUGCCUCAGUUACUCUGUACCCCAGCAACGAGGAUCUGAGUCUGGCCAUAGGCUCCAUCUUACGCUCGUUCAGCUACCCGUCUGCCAGCUUGGUCUGCGCCAAGGCUGAAUGCCUGCUGAGGUUGGAGGAACUAGUUCGUCGUUUUCUCAUCUCGCGGGAGACACUGUCCGUCAGGAUGCUGGACGACAACCUGGACCCCACGCCCCUCCUAAAGGAGAUCCGUGACGACAAAGUAGCCACCAUCAUCAUUGACGCCAAUGCUUCUGUCUCUUAUCUCAUCCUCAAGAAGGCGUCAGAGCUGGGAAUGACAUCAGCAUUUUAUAAGUACAUCCUCACCACCAUGGACUUUCCCCUCCUGAGACUGGAUGACAUUGUGGAUGAGCAGUCCAACAUCGUGGGUUUCUCCAUGUUCAACACCACACAUCCGUUCUAUUUGGAGUUCAUCAGGAGCCUGAACCUUUCAUGGAGGGAGGGCUGCGAUUUGACGUAUCCCGGCCCUGCGCUCUCUUCAGCGCUGAUGUUUGAUGCCGUUCAUGUGGUUGUGGGGGCGGUCAGGGAAUUGAACCGCAGUCAGGAAAUUGGAGUAAAGCCCCUGAGCUGCACCUCGCCUCAGAUCUGGCAACACGGGACCAGCCUCAUGAAUUAUCUUCGCAUGGUGGAGUACGAUGGCCUGACGGGGCGAGUGGAGUUCAACAGCAAAGGUCAGAGAACCAACUACACCCUGCGGAUCCUGGAGAAACACAGAGGAGGCCACAAAGAGAUUGGGAUUUGGUACUCCAACAACACUUUGGCAAUGAACUCCACCAGUUUGGAUAUUAAUGUCUCAGAGACGCUGGCGAACAAGACCCUGAUUGUCACCACCAUCUUGGAGAACCCAUAUGUGAUGCGCAAGGACAAUUACCAGGAUUUCGAGGGAAACGAGCAGUACGAGGGUUUCUGUGUUGACAUGCUGAGGGAGCUGGCAGGCAUCUUAAAAUUCUCCUUCAAGAUCAAGCUGGUGGAUGAUGGGUUGUAUGGGGCCCCGGAGCCCAAUGGCUCUUGGACCGGCAUGGUAGGAGAGCUGAUCAACAGGAAAGCCGACCUGGCCGUGGCAGGCUUCACCAUCACAUCAGAGAGAGAGAAAGUUAUCGACUUCUCUAAGCCUUUCAUGACCCUGGGGAUCAGCAUCUUGUACCGAGUUCAAUUGGGUCGGAAGCCAGGCUACUUCUCCUUCCUGGAUCCUUUCUCUCCAGCUGUCUGGCUCUUCAUGUUACUCGCCUACCUGGCUGUCAGCUGCGUGCUCUUCCUGGCAGCAAGGUUGAGCCCCUACGAGUGGUACAACCCUCACCCGUGUCUGCGGGAGCGCAGGGACAUGCUGGAGAACCAGUACACACUGGGAAACAGCCUGUGGUUCCCCAUCGGCGGCUUCAUGCAGCAGGGAUCAGAGAUAAUGCCCAGAGCCUUGUCCACCAGAUGUGUCAGCGGUGUGUGGUGGGCGUUCACGCUGAUCAUCAUCUCCUCCUACACGGCCAACUUGGCAGCCUUCCUGACCGUUCAGAGGAUGGAGGUUCCCAUCGAGUCUCCGGAUGAUUUGGCUGACCAGACCAACAUCGAGUACGGCACCAUUCAUGGAGGAAGCACCAUGACUUUCUUCAUGAACUCGCGGUACCAGACGUACCAGCGGAUGUGGAACUACAUGAACUCCAAACUGCCCAGCGUUUUUGUGAAAAGCACAGAGGAGGGAAUCGCCCGUGUUCUCAACUCCAAGUAUGCCUUUCUGAUGGAGAGCACCAUGAACGAGUAUCACCGCGGCCUCAACUGUAACCUCACACAGAUAGGAGGACUGCUGGACACCAAGGGCUACGGCAUCGGCAUGCCGCUGGGAUCUCCAUUCAGAGAAGAGAUCACACAGGCCAUCCUCCAGCUGCAUGAGAAUAACAGGCUGGAGAUCCUGAAGAGGGGGUGGUGGGAUGGAGGCCAGUGUCCCAAAGAGGAGGACCACCGUGCCAAGGGUCUGGGCAUGGAAAACAUUGGGGGCAUCUUCGUGGUGCUGAUAUGCGGCCUCAUCAUCGCCGUGUUUGUGGCUAUUAUGGAGUUUGUGUGGUCGACGCGCCGCUCGGCAGAGACUGAUGAGGUAUGCCCCCAUACCUGCCCUCGCCGACCCCACAGACACACCCCAGUGUCUGUUUGUCAAGAGAUGAUCACCGAGUUCAGAAACGCCGUCUCUUGUAAGAAGAGCUCCCGCAUGCGCCGCAGACGACCCCUGAGCAGCUCAGCGGCCCUGCGACACCCGACCCGCAUCGCGCUCGGAGCCCCCCGGCCGCUGCGCCUGGUCCGGGAGAUGCGGCUCAGCAAUGGGAAGCUGUACAGCGGCGCCGGCCCCCUGACCGGUGGGGCGGGAGGGACAGGACUGCCCGAUCUGGGCCCCGGGCCCCAAAGGAUCCUAGAUGAUCCGCUCGGAGCAAACACCACUCCGCCUCCACCGGCCCCCACGCCUGUGAUGCUGCCCGCCCGCAGCUGCAGCCACGUGAGGAUCUGCCAGGAGUGCAGAAGGAUCCAGAGCCUGAGGUCCGGUAGCUGUUUGGGGUCAGCGUCCACAAGAAUACCGCCCUCCUCUGCCCCGCUGCCGAGGUUACCUCCACCCCCACCGCCGUCCUCAUCCAACACAGACAGUGAGGGUGGAGGGGGGACCAGUCCGAGGCGGCAGCAGCGCCACAGCCCUCCGCCUCCGUCACCUCGUCGCAUCCCCGCUCCCCCACAGAGCAGCAACAACACAGACCUGCUGGGAGAGCAAGAGGGAGUGUAGGAGCUCUGGGUGGGUGAGAGACUCAGAGGAAUGGGUGAGGAGGUGGAGGAACACAGACUCUAAGUUUCUCCAGUUCACCCUGAGGCGUACAGAUACAGAACCGACUAUGUGAUGGUCAAAUAUUAGGCUGCUGUUUUUGACUCAGAAGGAAAUUUUGGACACGUCUGAGAGGAGCUGCAUUUUCCUUAAGGAUGAUUUCUCCCCUCUCACUUCUCCUUCAGACUAUGAAGUUCUGGGUUUGUUUUCCAGAGACUCUGCCGGAGGCUAACUCGCCCUUUUGGUAAAACUGAAGCCGAACUGGAGGCUUAAAAACAGCAACAAAAAAGACUUCCAGAGAAUUAUUUACUGUUUUUUUUUUUCUUUAGUUGUCUUUGUUUUGUUGCCAUUGUUCUAAGUGGGAAUAAAUACAGACUAUGUGUAACAUUUUGGUGGACUGUAACAUUCUAAGUGAAUUGACAACGGCUAAUUUUUCCAACAUUUUUGUGUCCCUCCCUGAGCCCUGAAGCUGCUCUUUGGAUGAUUCUGUGAAAGUCUGAUGAAACCAUUUAAGGCGGCAUGCAGUGGCUAAAAGCUACAUAGUUUACACACUCCUGUUAAAACUCUCGGUUUUUCAGAAUAUUAAAAUUUAAACCACGAUGAGUCGUUUCCAAACUUUCUCCAUCCAUAAUGUGACAUUUAUCCUACGAAGUUUUACUGAAAUAUAAACAAAUCUUACAGAGAAAGCUUUAAAAGAUUAAAUAGGUGACAGUAAACUGGCUGCUUCAACUGCACACUUAUAAUUUAAUACUAAUAUUUAAGAUGAAAACUCAAGCUUGUGGUAAACUCAUAGUUUUGCUCCCCCAUUUGUCUUCUGUGGCAAAAUUUCCUCAAAUGGAGCUCCUUUUUUUGUUCACGUCAAUUAAAUUAUAGUCAAUAUUAAAUAUUUUUAUGCCCUGACUCAAAACCUAUAAGCUAAAGAUGAUGUGUAAAGUUCUGUGGUGGCCAGAUGAGAAUAAAGAAACAAAUUUUGAGUCGUUUUGUGAGGUUACUGCAAAGGGCAGAUUUGGAGAAUCUUUCAGCAUCUUCAGGUAAAGAUGUGAGAUGCUAAUAGAUUCCCACCAAAGAAAACUGGGUGCUGAAAUUCAGUCAAAAGGUAUCUGAAAACAUUAGAUUACCUUAAUGCAAACACUAAUGCAACAUGAUUAUUGCACCUUUUUUUUUUAAUCAACCUGGCAGAUCGGUUUGGUUUUCAGGCGUUUUGGACAGGAUGUCACAUUAAAGUUGGGUUGGGGGGUAUUUGGAAAUUAUUCAUCAUUAUCAACAUUUUCAAAAUCUUAGAAUUUAACUAGGAGUGUGCACGCUUUUUAAAAACCACUGUGCUGCAACCACUGGCACCGAAAAGUGUGCGUCUCCCUUUCUUUACAGUGUGUGUGUGUAAUUCGUGUGCGUCUCGUAAGUCUGUCCCUAACUGCUCUAAAUGAACCAUGUGCUCAACAUCAAAACCCUUCUACAGAUGUUAGAUAAUCAGACGGCUCCAAAAAGUGAAGAGAGAGCAACUAAAGAACCUUUGAAGUGUGAAAUUAAUCUCCCUCGUUAUCCUGAGUAACAUUCGCCAAACCUUUACUUUUUCUUGCCUUUGUUUAAACGGCGUAGAUGAGACGAACCAAGCGACGCAGAGAAAUAAAAAAAUGGAAAGAGACGUGGAGAAAAACUGACAGUCUUAAAUUAAAAUGAGAAAUGUGUCCCUCAACUUCUUCCAUCAUUACGACUGUCCUGAUCUAUUAAUUCUGGGCAUCUUUUAAGGGCCUUGUUAACAUGCCAACAGGCUGCAGCAUUGCUUACUGUUCAACACACUAACUUGGCCGUCCACAUUAUCAACUCCUGCCAGAGCGAUGGACUCAACUCAGCCGCGUCAAUAGUUUCAAGCUUUUGAUCGCCUAAUUAGUCCCCUCUGUGGCGAGGGACUCAUUCAGGAAACUUGCUAAUGAUUUUGAACGUGUCUCUAAAUAUUAAUUUAUGUUAGCAGCCUCAAACGUCAAUAAAGGCAGUUUAAAAUCUCAGCUAAAUUCAAUCAUAACCCUGCUAAGGAUGAGUCAAAAGCAAUCAAAUUAAAAUUAAGAUUUUAUUGAAAUGGAAAAUCCCACUGAUUUAAAAAAACAAAAACAAAAUCCAACCUUUAAUUUGAGUACUGAGUUGGAGGGAAAAAAAUUUGGGCCAAGAAAGAAAUAAUAUGAUGGACUGGUUUUCAUUGGGAUUAAGGACUGCCACUGGGCUGAAAUCUGCAUAUACCUUUAACCCAUGUCCAAAAUGCUUGAAACUGCCUAUUUUAAUAGUUCAAACGCCAAAUAAACCCUAAUUAUAAUACAGUGGAAAUCCUCUUAACUCUACCAGAGAAGCUAACAUUCAAAGUCUUCCUCAUCUCCGCUCUUGGAGGCGCCAAGGAAAAUAAACGGCAUUCCUGGAUUGGCUAAUUAGCCAGCCAAUAGCGUGUCAAGUAGCAUUACACAAAGAUAUCGCAGCUCCCCAAUCUGUAUCUUCUUUCAGAUAUUUUUAAUAUUCAAUAUAUUUUUAAUUCUCCAAAAUUGUAUGAAUAGGAAAAUUUUUCCACCAAUAGUUUGGAUUCAGAUUCCACAGAAAAACCUCACAAACAGGUGAAUACUGAACCACAGACAGGUGGGAUUGUACAGUAAAUGUAACUCGAGCCUUUAUUAAAAUAAUAAUAAAUUAAUACCCUGUUUUUUAGCAGUCUCUAGGUUUUAUGAUGGUGCUAAGAUUGAUCUAUAAGCCAAUCAACUCUCCCAGGUGUUAAUGGUUAAGAGGGUUAGAGAAAAUUUUAAAGGUUGGAUUUUGUUUAAUUUGUUAGUGUGCGAUUAUGACUAAGUUAAAAUGAGCAAAAAUAUCUUAAUAAUCUUCCUGUUGUUGCCUCCAGAUGCCAGAAUAUCCUGAUCCAGCUGAUUGUCCACAGGACCCAGCUGGCUUCAGGUGUUUUGGGUUUUUCUGUGUUAAAAUUGAGCUUUCAUGAAUCUGUCUUUUUCAUCCUGAAAGUCUGCAGCCUGCUGUGGAAAUGCUUUCUUCUGCUCUUUGAGCUAUCGGAGUGUCAGGGGCGUCAUCCAGCUGGGACAAUGCCUUGUCUGUAGGAGCGUUUGAGUCAAUGUCCCAUUCCUAUUUGAACACUGCAGAGAGGGAACAUUUCCCAGCAGAACUUUGCACUAUAAUGAGGUGAUCAAUGUUAUUUACUUCAUCCAUUUGAGUUUAAUGUUGUGGUUGAUCUAUAUAUAGGCAGGGUCCUUAAAGGGAAUGGACUGGUGGAUUUUUAUCUUUUUCCCCUUUCACUUAAAUCACUACACAUUGAAGGUCACUGCUAAUGAGUUGUCAAGAACUCAUUUCAUCCUUAUUUACACCAGAUAUCUGUAAAACUAUACAUAUUUAAAGAGAUGCCAGUUUGUUUGUCUCUGUUUAAGAAACUCUAAAGACUAGAGUCUUGAGAGUUAAACCUUUAUGUCUAAAACUUAACUCAAAAGGAUCUAUUUUUAAUGCAUGACUGCAGUCAGAGUCACUUAAAUGCUUUUUUUUUACCAGCAGAUUUGUUCUGCUCCUGAAAUUUGUCCUCAUUAAUAUAUUAUUACCUUCACUUUAGUAACAUCUGCUAAAAGCUGCAGCUCACAGCUGUUUUAGGUUCCUCUUGUAGUUCUUGAGUGAAACAUGACGAAAAGUUUGAGCUGAUUAGUCAUCUAAACUUUUUUGCAUUAAAAUUGCGAAUAGCUAAGAUCAGUUUUAGGUCAAAUCUGUAUGCGGCAUAAAUAUUUACAUAGAUUUACAUCGAUUGUCGAGAAAUGAUGGAGGAUCUGAUGGAAAUUAAUAUCUGGAUGAUUAAAAGACUAAAGUUUGCUCUUGUUAACCAUAAAAACAGCAAUGUCAGCGUUUUUCCUUCUUCUUUCGGCUUCUCCAGAUUUUAUUUGCAUUUAAUUUUCUCAGAAUUUAACAGACAUUUAUCAAAAAUGUCACCAGAAAGCCAGACACAAAACAGGUAGAAAAUCCUUCUUACUAUAUUUUCUAUAAUACUGAUGCCAUAGACGCACAUACAAACGUCAAAGUAAUUUUUAAUUAAAGAAGUAAUUUCUUUGAGCAUGAAUUAUAAUACAAAAUUAGAACCCAUAUCAUUUUGUAUGAUAACAAAUAAUACAAAUUAUUUGUAUAAUAAUAAUUAUAAUUUCUUGAGUUAAUUUAGCCACAUUUAUGAGAGUUAUGCUGCAAGACAUAGGUACACUGAGACUUUCUAAAGAGGCAGGCGGUCAAAGUUUAAAUACAACACUAAGUAAAACAACACACAAAUGUAAGUUUCAUGAUCAUCUAUUAGUUAUAACCGUAAAUCGUAAUGUAAGCAUAUGACUAACUAUGACAUCUUCAGUCUUGUUCCUGCAGCAACAGUAUAAAUUAGUCAAUCACCAGGCAAUUUUUAUCAAAAGAAAAUAUUGAAAGAUUAGUUUUUUUCUGCUAUUAAACUUUACAUGUGGCGACGUGGAUUCCUGUGUUGUGGUGUGCUUAGCGGUGAAGCAGCAUACUUUGCAGGUGCAAAAAGGAUUGUGUCCUGGAAAAUGUUUGCAAAUUACUGCUGGCUUUUGUAGGAGACGGUUUCUUUCUUGUUGUUGAUUCAUCCACUGACCUAAGGCAAGUGAGGCCUGCAGAGUGUUUGAUGUUAUUCUGGGUAGUUUCUGAUGACUCAUUGGUGUGUUCUUAGAGUAAUUUUGGUUGACCUAUCACUCUUAGGAAGGUUAACCUUCCUACGAGUGGAGAAAACAUUGAAGGGUGUUUUAAAAGAGUUUUAAAAGUAUAAAAAGAGUUUUAAAAGAGUAUGACUCUAGUGUCAUAUUUUAAAAGUCUCAAAUUCUUAAAAAACUGUUUUUUUGACCAGACUGAUGUCAGUUUUCAUUUCUUUAAACCCAUGCAUAAAGUUUUGCUUUUUAAAAACUUUUAGCCUGCUUCAUUUUUGACAAGUUCUAUCUAAAGCCUAGAUGUGCCUUAUGAUGCAGUAAUCAUCUGUCCAAAAAUGUGGGUCAUUCACGAUUUAACAAGGUGGGCAAUUAUUUUUUCACACAAGGCCGGCUUAGUUGGAAUAGGCUUUUUUUCCUCUUCUUAAGUUAACUCACUAGUUCACAAUUGAUGGGGUCUUUUUAAAUGUUUGAUCUUAAGAUUUGUUUGAUAAUCUUGUGCAGGUAAAAAAUAAAACAGAAAAAAAUCUGGGGGACAAAUCCGUUUUCGAGCUGACAUGAAUUAAAUCGUACUCCAUCUAUGUAAAACCACGUCUCCUGCUCCAGAUAUUAUUUUUUCUAAUUAAGCGUACAUUUGAGAAACACAAACAAUAUUAACCACACGUACUUCAUCACAAAUAAGUAACACCCUGACAAACAUGUAACCUCUUGUCACUUCCAUUUUACGUCCCUCUAUUAGUGCUCUCUAAAGCGGAUGAUCUAACGGUUAUGAAACCUGCUACCUAUUCCUUCCUUCCUGUGACUCACCGUUUAAAUGCUUGUGUGAAGUCCUGUAAAGUCAGACUACUUCUAAAAGUCUCUGUUUGUGUUGUUCAACCGACAAUGAUUCAACAUUUUAAUGGAAACUAAAAUAUUUUCCGGUCCUCCUGCUGUUCUGUUUGUGGAUUUUUUUAUUAUUUUAAGGGGCUGAAAAAUAGAGAACACCUCAACUUCAGUUCUGGGAAGCAGUUGUUUUGCCGCUUUGCUCUGAAACAUCAAUAUGCAGGAUAUGGACAGGUGAGGAGCCCAGAGAGAGAUCAAGCCUUUGUUUCAACACUCCUGAAACAAAAGAGAUCUGAGGCAGUUAGCUGUUCAAACAGCUAAAGCCUUCAGGCUUUUUACAACUCCAGAGGCUGUUGAAGGUGAUAGUUGUACGUCUGUGUUUACGCUGAAUCUCUAAAAGAGGGAAACAGAGCUUGAGAUGAUCUGCCAGAACCACCAGUCCACCCUUUAGGAAUCGUCCUGAAAAAUGCGGCACUGCAAGUUAUUCAUUGUGCUGUGCAGAUGAUUCGUUGACACCUUUGUGCUGCAGAUAAUGAGUGAUAACAUUGUUUGCUCACGUUACGCCGUUUCUCUGAAUGAUCGGUGUCAGCAGAAGCGGGCUGGUUUCGAUGUUUCUCUCUUUAUCUGUGUUUACUUCUGCUUUUGUGUCCUGAAUGCUGACAGGCAGCCUGAGCGAAAACGCUUCUUCAAGUCGCCACAGUGAACAUGCACAAACAAAAGCUCUUUCAUCCAUGCUAUCUGUGUCUCACUUCUCUUUGUCUGAAUUGUAAAACCACACUGGUUGCCCCUCAUGUUUGCAACUUUAUUCCUAGAUUUGCUUUAAUGUCUUUAACUUCAGUGUUUUCAACGAACAAUAGAACCAUUCAGCUGGUUACUGACAGCUUCAAACCAUCAGCUGGAAGUAUUUUAGAGCUGCAGUGUAUGGGGGGAAUGUUGCUGGUUUGAAUCCCAAAGGAAAGGGAGGGAUUAAAAAAUGAACAAAAAGAGGCGAUUACUCCACUGAACGAACAAACAAAAAAUCACAUUUGUUUACUUUUAUGUUCUUUUUCUUUAGUAGAUUUUUUCAUAUUUCUAUACUAGUGCUAAAUGGAUUAUUAAAAGUGAUAAAUAUUCUGAUUAAAUUGUUAUUAUUCCUAUUGAAAAACAUGAGGCUCUGCUGUGUGAUUGUGGAGGAUGGGUUGAAGAGGGAAGAUGUUUGAUUGUCAUGAUGUUCAAAUCCAUAAGAGAAAUACAGAGUGCUUUUGGAUUAAAAAAAUAUUAAAACAG